Messenger RNA from Heterotrigona itama, 8270 nucleotides. Lineage: Eukaryota; Metazoa; Arthropoda; Insecta; Hymenoptera; Apidae. The record is from the annotation of a GenBank genome assembly.
UCUAUCACAACCCACGGCGCCCCUCCCCAAUGGGAGAGAAAGAGCAAGCAACUGCAGUGCUCUCUCGACUGCCAGUUGACGUUCGUAAAUGGCGACGUAUCGAUGUCGAAUGUACGUAGCGAACUGGUAAAUCGUCGUACGUGAUGACGGCUCGUCACUGAACCUCGGACGGCGAUGGGCACGCAAAAGCCGGAAGAAUGGGCGAAUUUGCUGAUCACACGUUUCGAGGAACAGUUGCCGUGCCACAGUGGCCCUCAAACUACUCAUUCUCGUAUGAAUGAAGAGAGAAACAAAAAAUGCCUAAUACAAAUUUCUCGAUAUCGUUUCUCUCUUGUAAUAUCCAGUCUUACCAAAAUACUUCAGAACGUUAAUGAAAUGGUGCCAUGUAUUGGUGGGCAACGUAUAUUUCAUAGUACAGAUCAAGAUCGGCAUUGUUAUGAAUCCAUUACCAUUAUUUUAGACACUUUGGAAAAGUGUCUUGCAAAUCAACCAAAAGAUACAGCUAAAUUCGAUGAGGCUAUGAAUGUAAAAUUUUUGCUUAAAGAGAUAUGUCAGUUUAUAGAUAUACCAAAUGAUAGUCCACAAAAUGCUCACUUAAAAAAUUUGGCAAGCAAGGUUUUGUUUGCAUUAAGUUUAAAUUUCUUUAAUGCUGUAUUUAAUAGAAUAUCAUCUAGACUUCAAGAACUAGCAAAAUGUGGAGAUGAAAAUGCUGAUUAUAGUGAUAUUGAAUUAAUUCAGCAUAUUAAUGUGGAUGUAUAUAGGCUAACAAAACUUUUAAAUGAAGCGAUACAAAAAUUCAAACAACUUAAAAAAUCAGCUCAUAUAGUUCUUAUGAAUUCUUUGGAGAAAGCAAUUUGGAAUUGGAUGGAUACUUAUUCUUACGAAUUUGCAGAUCUUCAAAAAAAAGCUAAUGAAGAUUUAGGAAAAGCUUGUGAAGAACUAUUUGAUGUCCUUGAUACAUUUGCAGACAAUAAAAAAGGAAGAGCUGCUGCUGUCUGGCCUUUACAAAUUAUGCUUCUAAUACUUUCACCAAAAGUUUUGGAGGAAAUAGUUAAUGCUGAUUUUAGUACUCUUUGUUCACCAAGGCAUUCAAAGAAAAAGCAAUUUAUUGACAGUAUUAAAAGAGGCCUAGGAAUGCACGGUAGUUCUAGUAGGCAUUUAGUGGAAGCUGCAGCAGUUACUUGUAUCAAACUUUGUAAAGCAUCAACUUAUAUUAACAAUUCAGAUUCGAAUAAUGUUAUCUUCGUACUUGUUCGACAUGUUAUGAAUGAUUUGAUGGUACUACUUUUUAAUCCAGGGAAAGUAUUUUCUCGUGGUCAAAGCUACGUUGCCCAAGACAUCGAUCUAAUGAUAGACUGCUUUGUUAGCUUCUUUCGCAUUAAACCUCAUAACAACGAAGUAUUUAAAGUCUGCUUGAAUCUGAAUUAUCCAUCGACAUACCAAUUUGUCUUGGUUAGCUCAUUAUACAAAAUUGUAACUCAACCAAGACUGCCAUGGUGGCCUCAAAUAGAUCUUCUGUAUUCUCGUAGUGCAGAACUUAGAAAUAUGUUUACUGAUAUUUUAAAUAAGGUCACACAGAGUUGCAUAUCACAUACACCGUUGCGAAUGAUUCAAAGCUUAACACUUAAAGGUAAAGAACAAAAUAAAUACAGAGAACGCGGAGAAGAAGUGUCAAGUUAUAGAAAUUUACUUUUAUGGAUGGUGAAACUUAUUCAUGCUGAUCCUAUGUUACUAUUAAAUAAUCAAGGAAAAGCUGGCCAUGAAAUUCAAAGUUCAACUUUAGAACUAAUUAAUGGUUUAGUUUCUUUAGUUCAUCAACCAACAAUGUCAGACAUUGCUCAUGAAGCAAUGGAUGCAUUGUUGAUAUUGCAUCAUCCAGAUAAAAUAAAAGCAUGGAAUCCAGAAUCACCAAUUAAUACUUUUUGGGAUGUUAGUUCACAAGUUUUGUUCUCAAUUUCCCAAAAAUUGAUUCAACAUCAAAUUGUUAAUUAUACUUGUAUUUUAAAAUGGCUUAGAGAAAUACUAAUUUGCAGAAAUGCUUUUCUGGCACAAAAUAAGGAUUAUGCUAAUGUGGGUAGCCAGAUUGCUGUUUGUAAGCAAGCACAUAUUAAACUUGAGGUUGUAUUUUUUAUGUAUUUAUGGAGUAUAAAUGUGGAAGCAGUCUUAAUAUCAAUGUCUUGUUUUGCGUUACUUUGUGAGGAAGCAGAAAUUCGUUGUGGUAGUGAUGAAGUAGCAGUAACUUGUUUACUUCCAAACUAUCAUUUAUAUCUUGAAUUGGCACAAGCUUCUACUGUGUUAAUCACUGGCUUGGGAAGAAACGUUUAGAAAUUGGGAAGUAACUUCGCGUCAGUUAGUGAAUUACCCCAAAUCUAAAACAGAAGAUAGUCAGAUAGAAUCAUUCCACCGAAGUAUGGGGAAGCGAAGAGCAUCACAUCAAAAUUCAGAACACGAAUUAGAAGAACAAAUUAACGAAUGGGCUAAUAUGACAGGAUUUCUUUGUGCUUUGGGUGGAGUAUGUUUACAAAAACGCUCUCCAAAUAGAUCAUUAUCAGGAAUGCCUCCAAAUCCAGAACUGAAAAAAAGUUCAAAACAAGAACCCACAUCUUGUUUAUCAAGUCCAAGUCAGGAAGUACAAUAUUGUACACAAUUCGUUUAUAAUUUAUUACGUCUAUUAAUUUGCAAUAAUGAAAAAUUUGGAAAUCAAAUUCAAAAACAUGUUAAAGAAUUGGUUGGCCACGAAAUGAGUCCUGCACUGUAUCCAAUUCUUUUUGAUCAAAUUAAAAGCAUAGUUGAAAAAUUUUUUAAUCAACAAGGACAAGUUAUAGUAAUGGAAGUUAAUACACAAUUCAUUGAGCAUAUAAUAUUCAUAAUGAAAAAUAUUUUGGAUUCUAAAACAGAUCAACCUUCUGAAUAUCUUGGAAUGACCAGUAUAGAAGGAAUGAUGUUAGCAAUUGUCAGAUAUGUUAGACAUUUAGACAUGACUAUACAUUCUAUUCUUAUUAAAACAAAAUUGUGCCAACUGGUUGAAGCAAUGAUGAAAAGACGAGAUGAUUUAGCAUUUCGACAGGAAAUGAAAUUUAGAAACAAACUUGUCGAAUAUUUAACUGAUUGGGUGAUGGGUGCCACUCAUCAAAUUACUCCAUCUACUAGUGGAGACUUAACUAUUUAUACGCGAGACUUGGAUCAAGCUUGUAUGGAAGCAGUUGGAGCAUUGCUACGAGGUCUGCCUCUUCAACCUGAAGAGUCUGACCGUGGUGAUUUAAUGGAAGCAAAAUCUCAAUUGUUCUUAAAGUACUUUACCCUUUUUAUGAAUUUAUUAAACGAUUGCAACGAAGCAACUAGCGAAGAUAAAGAAAUAGUGUCUCAACAACCACGUUUAACUAGUGGUAAAUUAUCUACUUUACGCAAUGCUACCAUACAAGCAAUGAGUAAUCUUCUCAGUGCAAAUAUUGAUAGUGGAUUAAUGCAUUCAUUAAGCCUAGGUUACAAUCCAGAUUUACAAACACGAGCAGCAUUCAUAGAAGUUCUUACCAAAAUUCUUCAACAAGGAACAGAGUUUGAUACAUUAGCAGAAACAGUACUGGCUGAUAGGUUUGAACAAUUGGUCCAACUGGUUACAAUGAUUAGUGACAAAGGAGAAUUACCUAUUGCAAUGGCUUUAGCUAAUGUAGUAACUACAAAUCAAAUGGACGAAUUAGCACGAGUUUUUGUGACAUUAUUUGAUGCAAAACACUUAUUAUCUUCUCUUUUAUGGAAUAUGUUUUAUCGUGAGGUUGAAGUUUCUGAUUGUAUGCAAACAUUAUUUCGAGGAAAUAGUCUUGGAAGCAAAAUUAUGGCAUUUUGCUUUAAAAUUUAUGGUGCCAGUUAUUUGCAAAAUUUAUUAGAACCUUUAAUUACUCCAUUGUUAGAUGACCCUACUACUAGUUUUGAAGUUGAUAGCGCAAGAAUAGAUGCUAAUGAAGAUAUAGAAAAAAAUGGUCGUAAUUUGAUUGCAUUAACUCAAAAAGUAUUUGAUGCUAUAGUGUCAUCAGCUGAUAGAUUUCCACCACAAUUGCGCUCUAUGUGUCAUUGCUUAUAUCAAGUACUCAGUAAAAGAUUUCCACAGUGUCCACAAAAUAAUAUUGGAGCUGUUGGAACAGUAAUAUUUCUGCGAUUUAUUAACCCAGCUAUUGUAUCUCCUCAAGAAAUGGGCAUUGUGAAUAAACCUGUACCUCCACACAUUAAAAGAGGUCUUAUGUUAAUGUCUAAAAUUCUUCAAAAUAUUGCAAAUCAUAUAGAAUUUAGUAAAGAACAACAUAUGUUAUCAUUUAAUGACUUUUUACGUGCACAUUUUGAAAUUGGGAGGAGAUUUUUUAUACAGAUAGCAUCAGAUUGUGAAACCGUUGAUCAAGCUAAUCAUCCGAUGUCAUUUGUAUCGGAUGCCAAUGUUUUAGCAUUACAUAGAUUGCUUUGGAAUCAUCAAGAACGAAUUGGCGAUUAUCUCAGCAGCAGUCGGGACCAUAAAGCAGUCGGUAGAAGACCUUUCGAUAAAAUGGCUACAUUAUUGGCUUAUCUUGGUCCUCCAGAACAUAAACCAAUAGAUUCUCAUUUAUUAUUUUCUUCAUCUUACGCUCGAUGGUCGAACAUUGACAUGUCUUCAACUAAUUUUGAAGAAAUUAUGGUAAAACAUAAUAUGCAUGAAAACGAAGAAUUUAAGAGUAUCAAAAAUUUGAAUAUUUUUUAUCAAGCAGGAACUAGUAAACAAGGAUAUCCAGUAUUUUAUUAUAUUGCCAGACGUUACAAGAUUGGCGAUACGAAUGGUGAUCUGCUAAUAUAUCAUGUUAUUCUUACUCUAAAACCAUUCUGCCAUUCUCCAUUUGAAUUGGUUGUUGAUUUUACUCACACAUGUUCAGACAAUCGAUUUAGAACUGAAUUCCUACAGAAAUGGUUUUAUGUAUUGCCUAAAGUUGCCUAUGAAAAUAUUCAUGCCGCAUAUAUUUAUAAUUGUAAUAGUUGGGUCAGAGAAUAUACAAAGUUCCAUGACAGAAUUUUGGCACCAUUAAAAGGUAAUAGAAAGAUAGUUUUCAUCGAUGGACCGGGUCGUUUAAAUGAUGUAAUCGAUAUCGAUCAACAAAAAUUGCCUGGAGCUACAUUAUCUCUUGAUGAAGAUUUAAAAGUUUUUAAUAGCGUUUUGAAACUUUCUCAUAAAGACACUAAGGUAUCCGUAAAAGUCGGACCAACUGCUAUACAAAUUACCUCGGCGGAGAAAUGCAAAGUAUUAUCGCAUUCUGUUCUCUUAAAUGAUGUUUAUUAUGCAUCUGAAAUAGAAGAAGUUUGUUUAGUAGAUGACAAUCAAUUUACAUUGACUAUUUCAAAUGAAACUGGCCCAUUAUCUUUUAUUCAUCAAGACUGUGAUAAUAUUGUACAGGCUAUAAUUCAUAUAAGAAAUCGAUGGGAAUUAUCACAACCAGAAUCUGUGUCUAUUCAUCCAAAAAUAAGACCUAAAGAUGUACCUGGAACGUUAUUAAACAUGGCGUUAUUAAAUCUUGGUAGUUCGGAUCCAAAUUUACGAACAGCAGCAUACAAUCAGUUGUGUGCUUUAACUGCAACUUUCGAUUUAAAAAUUGAAGGACAACUUUUGGAAACAUCUGGACUUUGCAUACCAUCAAAUAAUACUAUAUUUAUCAAACAUUUAAGUGAAACUUUGGCUACAAAUGAUCCACAUCUUACACUGGAAUUUCUAGAAGAAUGUAUACAAGGUUUCAGAUUGUCAAGCAUCGAAUUGAAACAUCUUUGUUUAGAAUAUAUGACUCCAUGGUUAAAUAAUCUUCUACGAUUUUAUAAAACGAAUGACGAAGGAGGGAAACGUCAGAAGCAAGUUACAAAAAUUUUAGAAAAAUUAAUUACAUUAACUAUCGAAGAAGUGGAAAUGUAUCCAAGUAUACAGGCUAAAAUAUGGAGCACAAUUGGAGGAUUACCAGAGUUAAUAGAUACAGUCUUGGAUAAUUUUAUUCAACGUAGUGUUAGUUUUGGACUUGGUUCUCCAACAGUUGAAAUAAUGGCAGAUACUGCUGUAGCAUUGGCUUCUGGAAAUGUUCAAUUAGUAGCAAAAAAAGUAAUAGGAAGACUUUGUCGAGUUGUUGACAAAACAUGUACUUCUCCGACGCCAUUAUUAGAACAACAUACAAGAUGGGAUGACAUCGCUAUCCUAGCAAGAUACUUAUUAAUGUUAUCUUUUAAUAACUGUUUGGAUGUAGGAAAACAUUUACCAUAUUUGUUUCAUACAGUCACGUUUCUAGUUUGUUCUGGAAGCCUGAGUAUGCGUGCUUCUACUCAUGGUUUGGUUAUCAAUAGCAUUCAUUCACUAUGCACCUGUAGCUCCCCUUCCUUUUCAGAAGAUACUUAUCGAAUAUUACGAAUGAGUUUAGAUGAAUUUUCUCUCCCAAAAUUUUAUUUACUUUUCGGAAUUAGUAAAGUGAAAUCUGCUGCGGGUACAGCAUUUAGAUCUAGUUAUAAGCAUUCGAAUGAGAAAUGGUUUAACAACGAGCGCAGUGUUACAGGAACACACGAUAAAGAAAGACUUUUGUUAACCAGUUUAGAAAUUAUUACGGAUGCUCUUCUUGAAAUUAUGGAAGCUUGUAUGCGGGAUAUUCCACAGUGUGAUUGGCUACAAACUUGGACUUCUUUAGCAAGAAAUUUUGCAUUCUAUUUUAAUCCCGCUCUUCAACCUAGAGCUUUGAUUGUUUUCGGGUGCAUUAGUAAAAGCAUAACCGAUCAAGAUAUGAAACAAUUACUAAGAAUAUUAGUGAAAGCGCUUGAGAGUUUUAACGAUAUUACUUUGUUGGAAGCAAUCAUUAUGUGUCUCACUCGGUUACAACCAUUACUUAGACCUGAAUCUCCCAUACAUCGAUACUUAUUUUGGGUCGCAACAUCAAUUCUUCAAUUAGACGAGGCUUCUUUAUAUGCAUGUGGUUUAGCACUUCUUGAGCAAAAUUUGCAUACUUUGGAUUCUCAAGGAACAUUUGACGAUAAAACUUUGGAGCAUGUUAUGAUGUUAACACGCGAACCUUUAGAAUGGCAUUUUAAACAAUUAGAUAAUGCUGUGGGACUUUCAUUUAAAUCAAACUUUCAUUUUGCUUUGGUUGGUCAUCUAUUAAAAGGAUAUAGACAUCCUACACCUACAACUGUUACAAGAACAGCUAGAGUAUUGACUAUGCUAUUAGGCAUUGUUGCUAAACCAUUUAGAAGGGACAAAUUUGAAGUCACGCCAGAAAGUGUGGCAUACUUAUCUGCGUUAGUAUCUGUAUCCGAGGAAGUGCGAAGUCGAUGCCAUAUUAGACAUGCCGUUACUAAAAAUGCAGAAUCUGGGAGCACAGAUUGCCUUGAUAUUUUGCUUCCACAUAAUACAGAUACGUCUAAUGCAACAUCAAAUAAUCCUACCAAUCGCCGACAAAAAUCGUGGGAUCUUCUUGAUCAGUCUGCACUCACUCAAGCUAAACAACAGAAACAAUAUUCAACUCAUCAGAAUCGAAGUGCCAGAGUAAGCGUUAGCAACGAAAACAAUGUAUUGCUCGAUCCAGAAGUACUGACCGAUUUCUCAACCCAAACUUUGGUUUUAACUGUUCUGGUCACUUUGGUUAAAAAUUCAACUGAUGAAAACGAGCAGCGGAUUCUUUACGAAUAUCUUGCGGAAGCUUCAGUGGUGUUUCCAAAAGUUUUUCCAGUAAUCCAUAAUUUACUCGAUGCAAAAAUAAAUAGUGUAUUAUCUUUUUGCCAUGACCAAGAAAUAUUGAAUUCUGUACAAGCAAUCAUACAAAACAUGAUUGCAUGUGAGGAUGCAAGCCAACAACAGUUACAUUAUUUACAAAGUUGUGGAUUUGGUGGGUUGUGGAGAUUUGCAGGACCAUUCACAAAUUCUAAUUGCACAGCUGAAAGCGCUCAAUUAUUUGUUAAUUGCUUGGAAGCCAUGGUGGAAACGUGUUUACCGGUAGACGAACCUGAAAUAUUAAGUAAUAAUGAAAAUUCAAAUGAAAGAUAUAAACGAUCUGACGGUCAUCAACCAGAAAUUGUACAAAUUAGCAAAUCUUAUGGAACUGAUCGGACAAGUUCCCGUGCUUUUCCGGAAAGAAUGGAGGAAACUUCUCGGAGUAGUUCUUCUUUUAUUCAUAAAGAGUAAGUGAAUAAUAAUAAUUGAUUAUUAUUUUAAUUUCUUUAGGCAAAUAUACCAGAAGAUACAGAAGAAUAAAAAUAAAACAGGAAAAUAUGAAAAUAUACACAUAUGUAAAAUAUAA